This is a messenger RNA of Soboliphyme baturini, 414 nucleotides long. Lineage: Eukaryota; Metazoa; Nematoda; Enoplea; Dioctophymatida; Soboliphymatidae. The record is from the annotation of a GenBank genome assembly.
AUGUAUUUGCGUAGUACGACUAGUACUAAGUCGUAUUUAGUACGACUGAUCAGCUCGGUUCUCGGAUACUCCUCACAAGUAAAAUGCUCACAUAUAUUGGUGAAGCACCGCAAUUCUCGCAGACCCUCUUCUUGGCGUCAGGACAAAAUAACUCGUUCCAAAGAAGAUGCGCUUGAAUUGAUUGAAGCAAAGUUUACAGAACUUAAAACAGCGUCAUUUACGUAUAAAUUUUCGGAAAUCGCUUCGAAAUACAGUGACUGUUCGUCGGCGAAAAACGACGGCGACCUUGGGUAUUUUAGCCGCGGCGAAAUGCAGAAAGCGUUUGAAGAAUGUGCAUUCGCGCUAAAAAUCGGCGACGUAAGCAACCCAGUGUUCACAGACAGCGGUGUGCAUCUUAUUUACAGGACUGCUUAA